Messenger RNA from Naegleria gruberi, 1990 nucleotides. RefSeq names its product cyclin A. The transcript has a single exon. The coding region runs from base 286 to 1956 and encodes 556 amino acids. Gene Ontology annotation, biological process: regulation of cyclin-dependent protein serine/threonine kinase activity; mitotic cell cycle phase transition. NCBI's taxonomy places the organism in Eukaryota, Heterolobosea, Eutetramitea, Acrasida, Naegleriidae. The record is from RefSeq and is a predicted model, not a curated record. Gene Ontology annotation, molecular function: cyclin-dependent protein serine/threonine kinase regulator activity. Gene Ontology annotation, cellular component: cyclin-dependent protein kinase holoenzyme complex; cytoplasm; nucleus.
AGAAAAUUCCAAUUCAAUCACAAGCAAAAAGUGUAAAAAGAAAGAAGCACAGUCACCCUCUCUGAUUCUAUUCUUUUCCACACAACAAACACCAAUAUAUAAUUUAUAUAGCCGAGCGAGUAAUUCACAAAUUUAUUGAUGAUUGCAUAAUACAUAUUACCAUUUCAACAUCAAUAUUGAAUUUCUACAUACAUUUAGUCGAGUCCUAUUAUCUAUUAACCUUUCGGAAUCUUUGAUCUCCAAUUACUUACCUAUUAUUACUAUUAUUACUAUCUUUGAGACAAUAUGUUCAACAAUAAUUCGAGUGUUUCCACAAUGAUGACCACAACCACAAGUAGUACUACCUCUACUACUACUACAAGAAAGCCUCCUGUUGGUAAACCAAUUCUCUCCAAUACUUCCCUUGCCUAUACAAAUGUUGAAGAAUCUAUUGAUACGAGGACACCACCUUCUCUUGUAUGUAACUCACCUUCUUCAGUGUUUCAUCAUCAUGGAGGAGCAAAGAGACAACCACACAGAGAAGCCUUGGCCAAUAUUACCAAUUCUCAUGAGGUUCAACAUACCUCCUCUACAAAUGAUUUGAAUAAGAGAGUAGCACAAGCCAAUAAUUAUUCAAAUCUGAAAGUGAAUACUCAUUCUAGUUCUACUUUCACUACAUUAUCCACUGCUAGUACUAAUACUCAAUGUUCUAAGAGUUUUUUGAAUCCAUACUCCUCUGCCAAUGGUAAGACAAACGCAGCAGCAGUAGCAGUAUCAGUACACUCAAUGAUUCAUUCGAAUAGUGCUAGCAAUAACACUCAACAAUUUAACACUUCGAGCCAACACCAUACCCAACAAUAUACAGAGGAUCAACAAACAUUCGAGCAACAAGUUGAAUCCUCAUCAUCACCACUCAGUUCUGAACAAGAUCCAAAUGCCUUUAAUGAGUUCUCAAUGGAGGCCUCUGAUGAAAACUACUCUUCUGACGAAGAGAUGGAUGAAUCAGAAGAUGAUGGUGAACAACAAGCACCACCAAUCGAUCCAGAUAUCUUCAACUCUGUCGAUAAGAACAGGCUUCAAGCUAUUAUGGAUUUGAAUAUCAGAAAUCCAGCUAACCUCCUUCCAAAAAGUUCUUUGAGAACUUUAACACAAACUCAUCUUCCAAUCGAUGUGGAAGAUGAUAUUCUUUCCUAUUUAUUCAACAAUCAAAGUUACAAGCAAGUUUCUCCUCACGUUUGGCGAACAACUCAAAAGAAUGUCAAUGCCAAGAUGCGUACCAUGCUCGUCGAAUGGAUUGCAGGUGUUGCUGUAAGUUUCAAACUCUUACCUGAAACACUCUACCUUUCCAUUGACAUUUUAGAUAGAUUCUUGUGUAAAGUUUGUGUUAGCAACGUUAAACUUUUACAAGGAUAUGGUUUGGCUUGUCUUUUCAUUGCUGCCAAGUAUUGUGAAACUGCUCCACCUCCACUCAGACAAUUCUUAUUUGCUGCUGAUAAUACUUAUACAAGAGGAUUGAUUUUGAGUUUGGAGAGUGAGAUUUGCAAUGCUUUAGACUUUGAGUUGUGUUCCAUUCAAUCCUUUGACUUUGUUGAAAAGUUUUUGGAACUCAUUGGACAUGUUAACAAUGCCAGAAUCAAAUGUUUGGCCUAUUAUAUCUGCGAAUUGCAACUCCAAAACUUUGAUGCCCUACAAUACAACAAGAGUGGUAUUGCCCUCUCUUCAGUAAUUAUUGCCUUGUAUGUGACUGGUACUGCCUGUACAUUGGAGGGCCUCGUUGCAUGCUUGGGUGGUAAUACUGAUCUUGCCAAUAUCACUUAUAUCAAUAAUUGUGUCAUGGCUGUAUACUGUUAUUACGUUCAAAUGUCAAUGGGUGAAAUCCAACACAAUUUCAUUAAGGACAAGUAUGCCAGACAAUCAUUUGGUGGUGUGUCCACCAUUGGCUUUACCAGUCGAAUUUCUCCAAGUAUCAGCUUUUAAAAUAAAGAGCACUCACUGCAACAAAACAAUUUUG